AUAAAACAUCAAAUGAAUUAGUAUUCCUCUUACUAAAAGUACCUAUUUUCAUAACAGUGAUUAUUGCUUGUUGUUUUUAAUACAUAAAAGGAAUAUAUCAUAAAUAAAUAUUUGUAAAAAUAAAUUUAAAAUUAUAGAGCAUGGUUUUAUUGGGUGAAACUUUUCCAAAUUUUGUAGCAGAUACACAAAUUGGACAAAUUAAUUUUCACGAUUGGUUAGGUGACUCAUGGGGUAUUUUGUUUUCCCAUCCAAAUGAUUUUACACCAGUAUGUACAACAGAAUUAGCCAGAGUGUUAAAAUUAAUGCCAGAAUUCAAAGAACUUGGAGUAAAAGUUAUUGCAUUAUCAUGUAAUUCAGUCGAUUCUCACUGUAAAUGGAUAGAAGAUAUAAAAGCUUUUGCUGAUGUAACCGACAAAGAAUUUCCAUAUCCAAUAAUAGAAGAUGAAACACGGAAACUUGCAACUUUGUUAGGAAUGUUAGAUCCUGCAGAAGUUGAUAGCAAUGGUAUUCCUUUGACUGCUAGAGCAGUAUUUAUUAUUGAUCCUGCUAAAAAAAUGAGACUUUCAAUUUUAUAUCCUGCAACUACUGGAAGAAGUUUUGAUGAAAUUUUACGCGUGAUCAAAUCACUACAAUUAACAGAAAAGCAUAAAGUAGCAACUCCUGUUGAAUGGAAGGAUGGAGAUUAUGUCAUGAUUCAGCCAACUGUUUCUGAUGAUGAAGCUAAAGAAUUAUAUGAUAAUAUUAAAACCAUACCUUUACCAUCAGGAAAAGGAUAUUUACGUAUGGUACCUCAGCCAACAUAAUUUUUUUUAAAUGUGAAAAACAAAUACUUUGAAAUAUAUAUUUAUAAA
Molecule: messenger RNA, 851 nt
Organism: Megachile rotundata (alfalfa leafcutting bee)
Lineage: Eukaryota; Metazoa; Arthropoda; Insecta; Hymenoptera; Megachilidae
Gene: Prx6a
Product: Peroxiredoxin 6a
Biological process (GO): cell redox homeostasis; cellular oxidant detoxification
Cellular component (GO): cytosol; mitochondrion
Molecular function (GO): peroxiredoxin activity
Source: RefSeq, a predicted model, not a curated record